Messenger RNA from Marchantia polymorpha subsp. ruderalis, 2327 nucleotides. The record is from the annotation of a GenBank genome assembly. Lineage: Eukaryota; Viridiplantae; Streptophyta; Marchantiopsida; Marchantiales; Marchantiaceae.
AAAGGGGCGUUGGAUCACAUGACUGGUUCCAUCCGGUCGUCGGUAUUAGAUUGUGCUUACUUUGGUGAUUUGGAAUCGGUGGGUAACUUGGUCAGAACAGGAAGCCUUGCAGCUCAGGAAUGGUAGAAGCUGUCGUGGACUUUUUACUGUCUCGAAGGGGUUUUGUUCUAGAUUGAAGAGAAGGGUUGAGUUCUGCAGAUUUGGGAAUUUUGAAUUGAGUUUUGUCUCGCUGGUUUGAUGAUCUACUGUAUCGAUGGCGUUCAAUCGUUUCUGACUGGAUUGGACUGAAGGGGAUCGUUUCUUACAGUUGAAUCUGUACUGAAUUGUUUUAUCGAGAGGAUUUGAAAUUAUGGAGAAGGCUGCCAGCGCGAAAGGCAGGCCCCCCAAAUCACGUUUAGCACCGGAGGUUUACUUCCUACCCCGGCGACCGCUGCAUGUUUCGUUGGGAAUAUACGGGACGAUCAUUUUGGCCGGGAUCGGAGCUGGAAUGGUGGUAGAAAAGUGGAUUUCGGCCAGAGUCGAAGAGGAUGGGGGAUUUGUCACUCUCGGAUCGAAGAAAGAGGAGGAGGUACUUACCGUUUCGCAGCACUGAUCAACGAAAUUGUGCUGGGGCCGUGAUUAGGGUUUUCGACAAAGCUGGCGCAUUCGAUCACCUCCGAUCAUCAUUCUAUUCUGAGCUUCGGCUGAUCGAGCUAAUACUUUCACGCAGUGCACCAAGGACCAGACGUUUGGUGACAAACUGUAACGAGAAGUAAACAGAUUUUGUGCGACUGGUUUGAAGACCUUAUAGUAUUAUCUUGUGGUGAGAAAGCAAAUUCAAAUGGAUCCCGCGAAGGCUUAUAUUGAAGCCAAGGAUGUUCUCUCUGUUUUCGUUCGGUAAGAUGAUGGCUCCUCCAUAUCGUGAGUGUUGUCUAGAGAAGGCAUUGGAUUGUUCAAGUCCAAGGGGUGGCUAAUUUGGUCAAAAUUGUGAAUGGUUUGACGAAAGCAAGCGUUCGUUCGGAAGUCAGAUUUACUAGUUUCAUCUGUGGUGUGCUUGGGUGACCUAGUCUUUGUUCUUCUUGAGAUAUAUACAGAUCCUCCAGUAUCAGCAAUUCUUUGCUUUUGUGAAUUGAAUGUUUGAAACGAACUGCUGAAGUGCACACGGCAUUAAUAGCUACAUUCUUUGAGGAAAUUGCAUCAGUCCUCCGCGAAGCACAUGCGACAUGAAGAUCAUGAAGUGGGCCUUCUGAUGUACCUUUAAGAGAGUCUGACGUGUGCCCAAUUUGAAUCUGCUCGAUGUGGUUUUGGAAAUCAAGUCGAGCAAAAUUCUUACCGUUUUGGGCAGUAACAGAUAAUCUGUUCAUGCCUGAAUUGUUCGUGACUGAUGAGCGUCAUCUGCGUGAGAUUGAGAAGAACUUUUUGAGUGCAGUGAGGAAAGAAGUUUGCCAAUCAAGUCUCUUUGUUCUUACAUACAUUUGAGUCGGCUCGACUCCGAGAAUGACAAUCUUUUCGAAAUUCCAGUCUCAAUAUUACCCCUCAGGUUUUAAGAAGAAAGAAGUGAGAAAAUUCUGGAAGAAGUGGACGUUAGAAAGUGCAAAAGCUACAAACCCAGUAGCCCAAAUUCCUUGAGCAAUUAAUUACUUUGAGUGCAGGUUUAACUCAUAAUUGCUGUUUUAACAGGACAAUAUGACAAUAAAGGUAUGCAUCAUACUUAUGUUCUAGCCUGCAUUGUGGUUUGAUCUGUAACUGUGCCGGCUUUCCUUAUAAAUCAUUGUUCUCCCUCACUCCUUCUCCACGAUCGAAUGCUGGGUGUUUUUGACAUCCUUUUUGCCUCAGCUUUUGCUACUUAGAGAACCUCAACUUUUUUAUCUAUGACUAGCAAUAUAGGAAUGUUACGACAAUUCUUAAACAACAUUCCUCGCCUUAAGAGGACAGUCGGUUAGUUUCAUGCGAAGUGUAGCGCUCCUGUUGAGUGAGGCUGGUCAUGUGUAGUAGCUUGUGAACACCCAGCAUUUAGUCCAGCAAUCUCCGGGCACUUCACGCAGGAGGUAAGCAUCUAACUUCGAACUUCGAACACGGGUCCUUGGUAUCUUUCCACCGUCCAUUUGUAUAAAUGUUAGAGAAUCCACGACUCGAGAGCGAUUACAAGCACAAUGCUUCAAGUCUAUGAAAACCAAGACAGAAUACAGACUGACUGAAAAGUCAAGAUUUAAGGUGUAUCUAUCGGUGAGUAGAUGCUGACAAUGACUUAUAAAAUGAAGAAGUUACCAGUUUUAGAUGAUGGAUGAAGUGGGUGAAUAGAGAAAAAUGAACGAGGAUCAUUCGAAGUGUCAUAUGCACAUACCGGA